AGGAAAUUGAAUAAGAUGACCGAACUUGACCAACAUCCACAACAGCCUGAGCAGCUUCAAGAAAUGGAAACAAAUUUGGAAGAUGUUGCUAAGGCCUAUCUGGAAGUGCGGCAACGUAAGGAGGGACCACUGGCGGCACCACUAGAUGCCAAAAUUGCUGCUAUGCUACCAAAAGAUAUGACAUUAAACAGUGAUGAAAAAGAUAAGGAUAAAGGGAAAGAAAAGGAUAAAGAUGGAGAUAAAAAGGAUCGUCGUAGCCGUGAUCGAAGCCGUGACAAAAGUAAAAGUAGAGACCGCGAAAGACGACGCCGAACCAAAAGCCGAAGCAAAGACCGUGAUCGACGGAAAUCGCGAUCACGGGAGCGACGACAUCAUCAUCGUGAUCGGAGCCGAAGUCGCAGUCGCAAGGAGCGUACACCUGAGAAACCGAAGAAGAAGUAUAAGUUCUGGGAUGUACCACCAGUUGGUUAUGAACAUUUGACGCCAAAGGAAUACAAGGAGCUACAAGCUGCGGGUCAGAUACCACGGAAUAAUGUUCAGUCGGCAGUACCCGUUGUUGGACCAUCGGUGACUUGCCAGUCACGACGUCUUUAUGUUGGUAAUAUACCGUUUGGUUGUAGUGAAGACGCGAUGUUGGACUUUUUCAAUCAGCAGAUGCAUCUCUGUGGUCUAGCUCAAGCACCGGGCAACCCAGUCUUAGCAUGCCAGAUGAAUCUUGACAAGAAUUUCGCUUUUAUUGAAUUUCGAUCGAUCGAUGAGACAACAGCUGGUAUGGCAUUCGACGGAAUCAACUUUAUGGGACAGCAGCUCAAAAUACGAAGACCACGGGAUUAUCAACCAAUGAGUACCAGUUAUGAUUUGGGCAAUAUGAUGGUGUCCAAUAUCGUACCGGAUAGUCCACAUAAAAUAUUUAUCGGAGGUCUGCCAAGUUAUCUCAAUGCUGAGCAGGUGAAAGAACUUCUAUCUUCUUUCGGGCAGUUGAAGGCGUUUAAUUUAGUGACUGAACAGUCUACCGGUGUUUCGAAAGGCUAUGCAUUUGCAGAGUAUUUGGAUCCUUCUUUAACAGAUCAGGCGAUCGCAGGUUUAAAUGGUAUGCAGCUUGGCGACAAAAAUCUUGUUGUGCAGCUUUCUUGUGCUAACGCUAGAAACAAUGUUGCACAGAAUACGUUCCCACAGAUCCAGGUGGCGGGCAUAGACUUAUCUCACGGUGCUGGACCACCAACUGAAGUGCUCUGUUUAAUGAAUAUGGUCACCGAAGACGAAUUGAAGGAUGAUGAAGAGUAUGAAGAUAUCCUGGAAGAUAUUCGGGAGGAGUGUGCUAAGUACGGUAUUGUGAAAUCGCUAGAAAUACCACGUUCAGUUCCAGGAGUGGACGUUACUGGUGUUGGAAAAGUUUUUGUGGAAUUUAACAGCAAGCAAGAAUGUCAGAAGGCACAGGCGGCACUUACGGGACGUAAAUUUGCAAACCGAACAGUGGUAACCAGUUAUUAUGACCCAGAUAUGUAUCACCGGCGACAGUUUUAAGUUUUAUUUACUCGCAUUGUUUCCUUUGUUGUUUAAUUCUUCGCGAAGUUUAUGUAUUUUUUGGUCCCAAGUUUUUCUUGUGAAGCUUCCUUUUGUGUUUGUAUAAAAUAUUUCCCUUCUCAGAGUCCAUAGAUCUUAGUUUUAAAUAUUUGGGAAGUUCUCCGGAAAAUGGAUUGGUUUUUCGGGAAUGGCGCCAUAAACCUUAACGUCAUGAUUUUGACUAUUGUCUUUCCCACAUCUAGAACCAUCCCAACUUUUCGAUGGAGUUCCAUUGUACACUGACUUUGCAUUGCACGAUUUCCUAAAAAUGCUAUUUACACUUUAUUUCGGAAACUAUUCAUGCGAAAAACUCAUUAUAAAACAGAUUGUGAAUUCAUCUGUCGUUCAAGUUGCACUUUAUAUAAUUUUGCCGUUCGACUUCAACUAUGUAUCAUCACUUUUUUUAAUGCAUUGUCAUUUUUAUUAUGGACCGAAUUUAAGACAUAUUUAUGGUCAAGUUUCAGAAGGAAUUGUUUCAUGGAUUUGCAUAGUAUGAAGAAUAACUUUGGUUUAACAUUGAGUUUGUUUUUCAGAGUAAUGUUUACAGAAUUCUAACGCAUUCUUAUUGUACGUAUCAACGUCUUUGAUAUAUAGUUCAGCUAAAUCGGGACGAAGUACACAACCAAGCUGUGGCGAGCAGAGUAAUUCUGCGAGUGCCGUCA
This is a messenger RNA of Loa loa (African eye worm), 2225 nucleotides long. RefSeq lists its product as hypothetical. The transcript is spliced from 10 exons. Gene Ontology annotation, cellular component: nucleus; U2-type prespliceosome; nuclear speck. Gene Ontology annotation, molecular function: poly-pyrimidine tract binding; pre-mRNA 3'-splice site binding. The coding region runs from base 16 to 1524 and encodes 502 amino acids. The record is from RefSeq and is a predicted model, not a curated record. Lineage: Eukaryota; Metazoa; Nematoda; Chromadorea; Rhabditida; Onchocercidae. Gene Ontology annotation, biological process: mRNA processing.